AUGGUGAGGCUGGCACCCGCAGGGCUGUUGCGUGGGGAGCAGAGAUGGGAUAAGGGAUGGGACGGGAUGGGAAGCUUUCCCCGGUGCCGGGGGCAGGUGCCGGCAGGAGGGACGGAGCAGAGCGUGAGGUGGGAGCCUGGCCCAGGCCCAAGAUGUCCCCUGAGAGCGUACGGCGGUAUCCAGGGGUGGUGAGGAGAAGGCGGCAAUUACGGGGCAGAUGCACGGUGAGGGAUGGUGCUGGGGUGGGAAGGGAGGGUGCAGAGGGUGGGAGGCAGGUGGAUGGAUGGCCCUGCCGAGAAGGACCGGGAAAGCAGUCCCCAUCUGCAGGAGGAGGGCCGUGGGCAUGGUGACUAAACUUCUUGUAAAAGGGGGUGGAGAAAGGAAAGGGAGGGACAAGAAGAAGGGAAAGAAAAAAACCUGCAUGUCAAGUCUGAGGAAAUGCUGUGGGAACUACAGCCAGGCGUCAUUUUUUUUUUUUUUUUUUUUUUCUCUCUUCUUCUUCUUCUCUCUUCUCCCCUCGUGUAGCUGAGAGGAAGGAAAGGAAGAAAGAGAAGUAGCUAGCUCAAAUGUGCCUCGCUCUGCUGCCGGGGCACGGGGGCUUGGCUGGAAAGAUCUAGUUUCUCUUCGGUGGCAGGAAAAGGAGCCACAGGAGGAGGCAGAGACGGACACCCAGACAUGCCCGUCCCGUCAGGCUGCUGGCUCCUUCUCCUGUGCCUCACUGCCGCUGGCAAACAGUUGUCACUACAGAUCACUCUGCCGUGUGAAAGCGAACAACACUAUGAAUACUCUGGACGGUGCUGCACAAAGUGUGAGCCAGGAAAGUAUAUGUCUGCUAGAUGCACUGGUACUUCUGAUAGCAUGUGUCAGCCAUGUGGCCCAAACGAGUAUAUGGAUGUCUGGAAUGAAGAAGAUAAAUGCUUACUACAUAAAAUAUGCGAUCAAGGGAAAGCUUUGAGAGAAGUGAACCCAGGGAACAGCACGUUCCAGCGGCAGUGUGCUUGUACGAUGGGCUACCACUGGAAUGAAGACUGCGACUGCUGUCAGCGAAAUACCAUAUGUGCUCCAGGAUUCGGAGUCGAGCAUCCUGUGGAACAAGACAAGGACACAAUGUGUAUACCAUGUGCCAGAGGCUACUUCUCAAAGGUUGCUUCAUCCACCGAAGAGUGUAAAUCCUGGACCAACUGUACAGCUCUAGGAAUGGCAGAAAUUGUGCCUGGGACUGACAAGUCAGAUGCAGUUUGUGUGGAACGGAAGCUGCCUGAGCCAUCGGAAGACGGAACAAACAGGAUCUUAUAUGUGUUGAUUGUCAUCUUGUUUUUUGUGGCAUUAAUUGGCAUUGUCAUCUUCAUCAUCUACUACAAGAAUAAGGGCAAAAAGCUGACAGCAGACCUACAGAACUGGGCUAACGAAGUGUGCAGCCAAAUAAAAGGAACAAAGGAGCCCCCCAGAGAUGCAUUUGUUACCAUGAACAACACGAAUGCUGCUGUCCUCCAGACCUCUGAAGGAAUGUGUCUCCUGGGCCCCACUGGCCCUCCUGCCCCUGGAAACUCAUGCUGCACCAGCGGCCAAGCUCCCUGCAGGAAUGGGAGCCCCACCACGGCGCCGUGCAAGGCGGGAGGGAGCCUCCAAAAUUUCUCUGUGGUAACUGAGACUGAUGAUGACCAUUUCCCACCAGUUCCCACGGAAGAUGAAUACACGGAUAAGGACCUCAAUACCGUUGAUUAUUUAUCUUUACUGAGUCGGACUGCCAGUAAAACCAUCUCAUCAUUUUCAGAACCAAUGGAGGCAGGGGAGAAUGACAGCUUAAAUCAGUACUUUUCAGGGAUUGGGAGCACAGAGGACAUAUCAGCCUCUCAAGGCACUCGCCCUUUCUCUGACAUAGAUGGGGCACACAUUGCCACGGACAAACUUCUUCAGAAAUCUUGCCAACAUGCCCACAGUUGCCUGAAGGAAACAGACAACAAAGACACAGAUGGUUUUACAACAAACUAUGACUCAGAGAAGAUCUGUGUGAGGUGUGGAAUUCUGUACAGGGAAUCUCCCAGAAAGUGGAGCAAACCUUGUGCUGCGGCUGACAGUGCCUCCACCUCCCCAGAAACUGGAUCCUAUGCACCGUGCACCUGUGGCUUGAAUUUCCUCUCUGCUGGUCAGAGCACUCUAACAAGUGACCAUGGUAUGGAAGAUGCAUCUUCAGAUAGUACCAACAUGAACUACCAGAACACAAACAGAAGCACUUCAGGGACAAACAACAGCAGCACUUCAGAUCUCCCUCCAGCAUCUGGAAAUGUGACUGGAAACAGUAACUCCACCUUUAUCUCAAGUGGACAAGUAAUGAAUUUCAAGGGCGACAUCAUUGUUGUCUACCUUAGUCAAAACUCCCAGGAGGGGCCCACGGCCUCGGGGCCGAGCGAGGAGAACGUGGGCAGCCCCGUGCAGGAGGAAAACCUCAGCCGCUGUGAGACUUUUGCCGGCAAUGCCCAGCACUACAAGGAGAAGUGUGCCGAGCUGCAGGGCGCCUGCCCGGCGGCGGGGAGCGGGGGGCUGCGGCGGCCCCCCGGGCCCCUGGCCCAGGAGCGGGGCCCGUCCUGCCGCGGCCAGGCCUUGCAGCCCGUGCAGGAGGAGGGGAAGCUGGGACACUUCUCGGAGAAGGUGUUGAACUGAGGCGAGCUGGUGUCCUUGCUGCGGGCCGGAGUGCUGGCGGGCCAAGGGGCGCGGGGCUGCCGCGGGGCUGCCGAAAUCCGGGGUGUCGCCACAGAUUCAGAGACGGUUGCUGCCCCCGGUGCCUCCUGGGGAAUUUUACAGCUGGAAAGGACCCUUAUGGCACACGUGCCGGUGGUGGUGGUGGUGGUGGUGGUGGUGCUCUGGCUGAGGAGGUUACCGGUGGGGAGAGGGGCGCGCGUGAAGCCAGGCGUGCGGCCUCCAUUGCAGAAGCAGCGACAGGGCUCCCUCCUCUCCCUCACAGGGCAGCGGGCUCCCUGCCUGCCCCCAGCUCCCUGGCACCUCUCCCCGGCAAGCAGUGAAGGAGAGUCGAGGAGAUCCUUCGGGCUGGGGACUUUGCGAGGUGGGGAGCAGCGCCGCUGGCUGGGUGCGUGAGGCACCCCCGGAGAGGGGAUGACAUGGCGGGGGACCGCGCUGAAAGGGGCCCCUGAGCUCCACCUUGGGGUUUUCUUUUGUCAGCUAAGCUGCACCCAUUUUGCUGGCGUUUGGGCCUCCUCGAUGCCUCUGGUGGUGGAAGUGGCGGCCACAGCUGCUGCUGAGCCUGCCGCCGCUGCUGACCUUCACCUUCCCAUGGGGAUCGGGCAGGUGGCAUCAGCCCUUCCCAUCUUUCCCCAAGGGAGCAGAGGCUCCAGUCUCAAACCAGCACCAGAGCCAAGAUCCUGGUCUCAUUAACUUGUGGGUAUGAAUAGGUAUAACGCUGCCCCAAGUGCACAACAACAGGCAAAGUAGCGCUGGUAUGCCUUACAAGCAUAUCCGACUAAUCCUGAGCAAAUAACGUUUAUAGUUUUGGACCCUGAUUCAUAUCUGUCUUAUUGCACCUCGCCAGAGGAAUUCAAACUCCUGAAGAUGAGAGUGAUGUGUGCCCAGCACACUGCUGCAUGAAUAAUGUCACUGAAGUUUUAAGACACAGAGCUGCUAGCAGGUGGAGGAAGGGUCUACAAUAACCAUCUGUGGACAUUUCCUGAGUGUCAGGAAAGGGAGGGAUUACCCAAAGAUGGAGAAUUUAGUCAGGGUCAAACAUACUUUCCUUCACCUGCCCAAACAAUUUUGUCAUUCCCUCUGAUAUUUUCAUUAGUAAGCAGAGCUUUACUUAGGCAGCAUGAAGCUAUUUCCAGACCUCACCCUGUCUGAGCUGAAAUCAGAGUGUAGCUGCUGUCACACUGAGAGCUGAUAAGCAACGGGACCAAGGGGUUGGAUUUAAACGGUAAUGGUAGCUUUAGUUAGAAGGGAGUUUCAGCUACUCAGUUGGCUUCGGUUCAGGUCCUGUGUCCUCCAGCCUCCUCCAGCAGUCACUGUGGAGAGAAAGGUGAAGGGAACAGAGUCUCGAGGAAAUCCCAAGAGGAAAAGAUAAUGUUUUUAAUGAUUGCCUGACAAGGGGUAAUUUUCUGACAUUGUCCUGCACAGGUGAGCGCUGCAGGAGCCUAUCUUCAGUCUGAGUCCUCAGGAGAGUCAGCACCGUGUUUCCUACCAGACAGCAAAGAGAUCUCUUAUCUAGUGGGAUCUCAUCUGCCUUAACAGAAAUGACCUCUGGUAGGGAGGGCACCUUCCCAGCAAGGUUUUAAAGCUGAGGGGUUCACUGCAUAGCUGUUCUGUUUCCAGUAGUACUGCUCAGUGGGUGAAGAGCACCUAUAAAGCUGACAAGGUGACCCCUGUGUCAUGAUGAGGUUCUCAUCCAUAGACCAAAAGGAUGGGCUUAGUGGCCUUCACCUCCCAGGAGAAUAAUUCUUCAUUAUUUAUAUAUCUGGGAUGUAAAGUUCAGUACAGAUGUGCAAGACUCACUCUUGUGUGGCUGGCAAAAAGGGCGCAUGAACAACCAGUCUCCCUUUCACCUCUGCAUGGCCUUUGGAGAACUAGACUCGGCCAGGCAGGUAGGUUGUCCUGUUCAGUGAUGGCCCAAGCUACCUCUGCCUCUCUGAAGGUGCGUAACUGGGGCUCUCUUAUCUGUGGUAUUCUUUUGUCUUUCCUGCUGGAUCCUUUAUAACCUCUUUCUAGCUUCUUCUGGACUAAUUCUGUAUUCCCUAGGCAUUGGUGCAAUAGGGACAAGGAAGCAGAGCCACCAUCACCUUCAUGCAAGGUAGUGCAGAUAUUUUCCCACUCCAUUUUUUCAGUCAUAUUUUCCUGGAAAGCACUCAUCCAGGACAUCAGCCCCACUGGAAAGCAUUCAGUUGGCCUCGCUUGCAGGGCAUGAUGGACUGAAUUGUUGUGCUCGGUCUGGGUAAACUACUUGUCUGCAGGUCUGUCUCCUCCUCCUCCUUCUGCAGCUUCUUUCUUCCCAUGGUUUGUACCCGUCACCACAGAGCAGGCUCAAAAUCCCAAUUUCAGAGAAGACAAUGGGAAGUUUACUACGUGUCCUCAGUGAGGACACGUUUUUUCACUUGCUGAAUUUCAGGAUCCUACUGAGCAAGGAUUGAAACUAGGAUCCUCAGCAAGCAUGAAGAAAUGAGUCAUAGUGAUCUCAUUGCUGUGGCCACGCCCUCAUGGGAAACAGUGCUCCAACAGAUCUGAUUCUUUUUGCCUCCUCCAGAGUCUACCCAAAAGUGAAGAAACUAUAUCACACUCAUUAGCAUGCUGUGUGUUCCCUGGGUCUCUGCCUGGCUGCUUAGACAUGGACCCCAAAGGGACUUCUUUAUCCUCACGAUUUCAUUUGUCGUCAGUUUGAAGCUGGAGCUGUUUUUUUAACAUCAGUUUGUACAAUGGGGCCCUAUGCAUUGGGCACUAAUUUGGAGGCUUCUGGCUGCUAUUGUUAUACACAUAAUUAAUGAUAAUAAAAAUCUUAAAAAUCUA
This is a messenger RNA of Tyto alba (common barn owl), 5502 nucleotides long. It is a transcript of the gene TNFRSF11A, whose product is annotated as TNF receptor superfamily member 11a. The record is from RefSeq and is a predicted model, not a curated record. Gene Ontology annotation, biological process: multinuclear osteoclast differentiation; response to interleukin-1; lymph node development. Gene Ontology annotation, cellular component: external side of plasma membrane. The transcript is spliced from 10 exons. Gene Ontology annotation, molecular function: tumor necrosis factor receptor activity; cytokine binding. The coding region runs from base 676 to 2661 and encodes 661 amino acids. NCBI's taxonomy places the organism in Eukaryota, Metazoa, Chordata, Aves, Strigiformes, Tytonidae.